AUGGCUUCUACCAAAAUCUCGAGCCUCACUGUGGAACAGACGAACCCUUUGGAAGUAGGCAAACAAGCCAAAUAUGUCAUUCGACACGCCGAGAAUAUGAAUGGCAACGAUUUCAUCUUGUCUUUUCCACGAGGCGCUUACACCGGUAUGCGAACAGUUCAAAAAACAGCUGUGGUUGAACUUUUGUCGCAUUUGAAACGGUUAAGCAGUUCGCUUUCGCUAAUGAAGUUUGUGCCUGAAAACAACAACGACAGCGCUAAUGGUACCGAGCCCAAACAUGUAAGCAGCGAGCUAUCGUCGUUUCGUGACCCGUUGAAGCUCGAGGAAAAGCUUGUGCCACUGCUAAAAGAAGGUCUGUCGUCCUUCAAGCAUGGCGAGCAAGAGACUAAGAUCACGAUCAUUAUUGCCUACUCUCACGAGCAAGGGAAACCAUGCUUUGCCGCACAAUUCUUGCCAUUGGCGGCACCCGUACAACAACGGGUCAAAGUGAAAGUGGAAAACAAGACACGUAAUACGCCUGUAGUGAAGGAUUCUCAAUGGGUCAGGGAACGAGCUGGACUGGAAAAGAGCAAAGCACAGGAUGUCAAUGAAGUCGUGCUGACCGACGAUACCGGGAACUUGUACGAAGGCAUGUCGUCCAAUUUCUUUGCAGUCAAGACAGACGAGCGUGGCAAGGCCGUGGUAAUGUGUGCACCCCUUGAACAUGUGCUGCUAGGCACGGUCAUGAAAAUCGUAAUGAGUGUCUGUGAAAAGCACCACAUUCCGAUCGAGUGGCGUUUCCCGCAGAUUGCGGACGCACGGGCCAACAAAUGGCAAGGCUGUUUUAUAACCAGUUGA
Zychaea mexicana is the source of this 837-nucleotide messenger RNA. RefSeq lists its product as uncharacterized. Gene Ontology annotation, molecular function: catalytic activity. The transcript is spliced from 5 exons. The record is from RefSeq and is a predicted model, not a curated record. Bases 1 to 837 code for a protein of 278 amino acids. NCBI's taxonomy places the organism in Eukaryota, Fungi, Mucoromycota, Mucoromycetes, Mucorales, Lichtheimiaceae.